CCCGUUUCUCGUGCCUUCGCUACUAUUAGCACGAUUACGUUUGUCGAUCACUACGGAAAGUACCGAUCAUUACCGAUAGCUAAAUUACAUUACUUCUACAUUUAUUCGUCAUUCUUACACUUAGAGAUGGCGUCUAGUAAGGUGAAGUCUCAGCAGGCUCCUCGGGCUGAGAGCUACCGAUAUGCUGUCACGCCAGGAGGCCAGGAGAAGAAGAAGGGGAAGAAGAAGGGUGAGGACCUCGAUGAACUUAAACAGGAAUUGGAUAUGGAUGAACAUAAAGUAGCCAUCGAGGAACUCUACCAAAGGUUAGGAACAGACCCAACUCGAGGUCUCAGUCCAGAACGGGCUAAAGAAAUUCUCUUGCGUGAUGGACCGAAUUGCCUUACCCCACCAAAAACUACGCCAGAAUGGGUCAAGUUUUGCAAAACACUAUUUGGUGGAUUUUCAAUGUUGCUGUGGAUUGGAGCUAUUUUAUGUUUUAUUGCCUAUGGUAUUCAAGCAGGGACUUAUGAUGAUCCACCCGGCGAUAAUUUAUACCUAGGUAUUGUGCUGACUGCUGUAGUAGUUGUCACAGGCAUAUUUUCCUACUACCAAGAGGCUAAAAGUUCUAGAAUUAUGGACUCCUUCAAAAACAUGGUGCCGCAAUAUGCUGUUGUUUUAAGAAAUGGAGAAAAGUUAAAUGUACAUGCUGAGGAUCUCGUAGUUGGAGACGUGGUAGAUGUGAAAUUUGGGGAUCGUGUUCCAGCUGAUAUUCGUGUUAUUAGUGCUCACAGUUUUAAGGUAGACAACUCAUCACUUACUGGAGAAUCUGAACCUCAGUCAAGGUCAGCUGAAUUCACUAACGAGAAUCCAUUAGAAACAAAGAAUUUAGCUUUCUUCUCAACCAACGCUGUAGAGGGUACCUGUUUAGGAUUGGUUAUUAAGACUGGUGACAAAACUGUGAUGGGCCGUAUUGCUAACUUGGCCUCUGGUUUGGAGGUCGGGGAAACUCCCAUUGCUAAAGAAAUUGCUCACUUCAUUCAUUUAAUUACUGGUGUGGCUGUGUUUCUUGGUGUGACCUUUUUCGUCAUUGCUUUCAUUCUCGGAUAUUUCUGGCUAGAUGCCGUCAUUUUCUUAAUUGGUAUCAUUGUAGCCAAUGUACCAGAAGGCUUGUUAGCAACUGUAACCGUAUGCCUCACUUUAACAGCUAAACGUAUGGCAAGGAAGAAUUGCUUAGUGAAAAACUUGGAAGCUGUGGAAACUCUUGGCUCCACUUCCACCAUUUGUUCAGAUAAAACCGGAACUCUUACACAAAACCGAAUGACUGUAGCUCACAUGUGGUAUGGUGGUAAAAUUGUUGAAGCUGAUACCAGUGAAGAUCAGUCAAAUGCAACUUACAAUAAAGACAAUGUUGACUGGAAAGCUCUCUCUAGAAUUGCCAUGUUAUGCAAUCGUGCUGAAUUUAAAGCUGGUCAAGAUGGUGUACCAGUCUUGAAAAGAGAAUGCAAUGGAGAUGCUUCUGAAUCGGCCCUUCUCAAAUGUGUAGAGUUAUCUAUUGGUGGUGUCGCUGAGUAUCGUAGACGUAACAAGAAAGUUGUAGAAAUUCCUUUCAAUUCUACAAAUAAAUAUCAGGUAUCUAUUCAUAAUAAUGAGGACCCCAAUGACCCUUGUUAUUUCCUGGUGAUGAAGGGUGCCCCAGAAAGAAUCAUGGAACGUUGUACAUUGGCUUUAGUCAAUGGAAAAGAAAUGUCAAUUGAUGAAAGUUUCAAGAAUGAUUUCAACACCGCCUAUAUGGAGCUUGGUGGUCUUGGAGAGCGUGUACUAGGUUUCUGUGAUUAUACUCUUCCAACGGAAUCAUUCCCUCCUGGAUUCCAGUUUGAUGGAGAUGAAGUUAACUUUCCUCUUACUGGCCUUCGAUUUGUUGGUUUGAUGUCUAUGAUAGAUCCACCCAGAGCUGCUGUACCUGAUGCUGUCGGAAAAUGCCGAAGUGCUGGUAUCAAAGUUAUCAUGGUCACUGGUGACCAUCCUAUUACUGCUAAGGCUAUUGCUAAAGGUGUUGGUAUUAUAUCAGAAGGAAGCAAAACAGUGGAAGAUCUCGCCGCAGAGCAAGGGGUUGCUGUAGAUCAAGUUAAUCCAAGAGAUGCAAAAGCAGCUGUCAUCCAUGGAAGUGACUUGAGAGACAUGACUCCGGCUCAAAUUGAUGAAAUCCUCCGCAAUCAUUCUGAAAUUGUUUUUGCCCGUACCUCCCCACAACAAAAACUGAUCAUUGUAGAAGGCUGCCAGCGUCAGGGUCAAAUUGUGGCAGUCACAGGGGAUGGUGUAAAUGAUUCUCCAGCUUUGAAGAAAGCUGAUAUUGGUGUUGCAAUGGGAAUUGCCGGCAGUGAUGUGAGCAAACAAGCUGCUGAUAUGAUCCUGCUAGAUGACAAUUUUGCCUCCAUUGUCACUGGUGUUGAAGAAGGUCGUUUGAUCUUUGAUAAUCUGAAAAAAUCAAUAGCAUACACCUUAACAUCGAACAUUCCUGAAAUCAGUCCCUUCUUAUUCUUUAUUCUCCUUGACAUUCCUCUACCUCUUGGAACAAUUACUAUCUUAUGUAUUGAUUUGGGCACUGACAUGGUGCCAGCUAUUUCUCUGGCCUAUGAACAAGCUGAAAGUGAUAUCAUGAAGCGACAACCUCGUGACCCAGUCAAUGACAAACUCGUCAAUGAAAGAUUGAUUAGUAUGGCCUAUGGUCAAAUUGGUAUGAUUCAAGCAUCUGCUGGAUUCUUUACUUACUUUGUCAUUAUGGCUGAAAAUGGCUUUUGGAUGUCUAGAUUACUAGGAAUCCGUAAAAACUGGGAUUCUAUGGGUGUCAAUGACUUAGAAGACUCAUACGGGCAAGAAUGGACCUAUAGCCAGAGGAAGAAACUUGAAUAUACUUGCCACACUGCUUUCUUUGUGUCCAUUGUUGUGGUACAAUGGGCUGAUCUCAUCAUUUGCAAAACCAGAAGACUUUCUCUAUUUCAACAGGGAAUGAAAAAUCACCGUUUAACAUUUGGUAUAUUUUUUGAGACUGUGUUAGCUGCCUUUCUGACUUACUGUCCAGGUCUUGAUCAGGGUCUGCGUAUGCAACCUCUCAGGCUUUCUUGGUGGUUCCCAGCCUUUCCUUAUAGUUUAACCAUCUUCAUUUAUGAUGAAUGCCGAAAAUUUAUUCUGCGACGUAAUCCUGGUGGCUGGGUUGAAAAUGAAACCUACUAUUGAGGAUUGUGCCAUAUUAGUCUAAAAUUUAAAUUUCAAAAGAAAAAAAAAAAGAACCAGAAUGCGGGGCUGUGCGGCACAAUUUUUUACAAUUAUUUCCUAAUUUUUUUUCCUUUUCCCUCCGUUCACAAAAACAUAUUCAAGAGAACUCUGAAUAUAUUGAGGAUAACUGUAAUUAUCUUCUGGUUCAUCGCGUGAGAGCAACAUGAGAGCCUAUGUACAUUGUAUGUCUGAGCAAACAGGGUGAGUGUCUGUGUGGAGAUCUACAAAGACCAGUAAUCCAGCAAAGACUCAUACUUGACCUAAUUCGUAGAAAAUACUAGCUUUUGGGAGAUGAGUAUUUAUUCUGGUGAUAAGCACAUAUUGUGUAGUGUCCUGAAACCCCACUGGUACACGAUGCACUGUCAGUCAGUCUGAGAAGCCUGGCCAUUUUAUAAUAAAACAAGCUUUGUUACAUUAGUUCAGAUAAUUUCUGUUGAACUAAUUCCAUCAAUACUGUGGUACCUUUGCUAGCAUGGAUUUUCAUUUUUAAUAUUAUCACUCAGAAAAAAAAACACCUAAUAAUAUGUCACUUAUACACUUUACAAGUUUACUACAAAUCCUGGAUGAAUAAUAAAAUUUUAAAAUACUUUUAAGUUGGAAAGUUUAAUUUGCUCCCACUUUAUCAACUGCAGUACUAAAAGGUGAAUAUUUGCAUGUAAUGGGUUAGCAUUUUCUUAGCUGUCUGACAGCCAGUUUGGACAAUAGUCCUUCAUCACUAACCCCUUCCUUAUCUCCUUUGGUUACUCAGGAGCCACUUUAUUAAUGUUUUUCUUUGUAGUCGCACUUAAGAUCAACUAGUUUUUAAGAAUUUUUCUUGUUUCUUUGGCUGAGAUUAUUCUCACCUGAACAAAAUGUUUUCCCCCUAAAAGUCAAUGGUUAUGCCUGGUACUUCAAUUUAUAAUCCAGGGUAUCAAUCUUUUUAAAGUAUGCAAGAUCUAAAAUGAAAAGUAUUUGGAUUUAAGAUCGCCUCAUGUCGGUGGCUUCAAAUUAUCAUCAGAAUGGUAGCACGGUUUUAUAUUGGAUGCCAACUCCUCCAGUUGACAGUGCCAUCUUGCUAGGUUGGGUGGGUGUAUAUGGUCAAUGUAGACAGUGUGUUGAUCAGUCUUUGGAUAGAAAUCUGCACAUGGACAAAAUAUUCUGGAUGCUAGUCUUAACAUCUUCAUUUGCAUGCUGCAAGAUACUAGUUAUGGGAAUGGCAAUCCAGUUUUUUUAUUUUUUGACAUUUAAAUGCUAUUUCUGUUAAAUCACUUUUAGAUAUUCCCAUUGACCAUUUUUUUCAAGCCACAGUAGCUAAAGUUAAUGUCUUAAAGGGUUUUGUUUCAAUUGUUUUUGUCCCAUCCUCCCGCUCUUUCUCACUCUCUUUCCCUCUGAUGCAGUUAGGGAAAGGGUCUAAAAGGCAGCCCUCUGCUUCUAUGUUUUUUUUUUUCUUUUUUCAUUUUUCUUUGUCGUUCCUCGACUGAGUUAGGGUGUACAUCCUGGCAAGCCUCUUAGUAUGUUACAGGUGAGGCAUACAAGCUUUCCGAAUCACUCAACAUUCCAGUCCCCUCAUCCCAGGCCAGCUAAUGUACAGGAAUCUAAGAGGCUUGGCGAGGUGACGGCUGACCUAGUGUUGUUGAACUCUCCAAAAUCCGUCUAUUCGUCAAACAAGAAAAAUGCAUACUACCAUAAAAUGGAGAAGAAAGGCAGAAAACUCUGGAAAGACUGUGUGUAUGUGUGUGUAUAUUGUUUUAUUUCUCCAGUAGAACUGUGUACAUAGAAACUCCAGCUAGCUGGAGUUUGCUUUACUAGACCAAAGGGACGACGGGCUAAUAACAAUACUAGCGGCCUUACUUCUGCAAGGAUAUUUCGUGCAGCACAGACAUGCCGUAUGCUAGUCUUAUCCAACAGAUGAGAAUUGUAAAACUGGAAAGCUGGUAGCAUAGCUUUCAAACGGUUGUUAAUGGUGUUAUGUAGGUGUAGAAAGUGGCAUCCAUUGGCUAGUUGAAGAAUUGCCUGUUUCUUGGUCAAUUUUAAGUGAAAUAAAACAUUUUACGUCAACUACUGCCUUCUGUAUGUUUAGUCAGUAUAUUCCUGCUGCCCUGCUCCUCCAUCUUUUUUCUUCCUUUCCAUCAAUCCCAUCUGAGUCGCUAACUUUCUGCUAUUUGUCAGCAUUCUAGUUGACCUUAAUUACAUUGACAUCGCCAGUUUUCAUCAACUUUCUCCUCCAUUUCUCCACCUUGUCCUGCUUCUGUUUUUUUCCAUUUUGUUUGUUUUUGUUUUGUUUUUUCCUUCAGACCAACAAUCCACUAUUUUAUUUCACCUGUCCUGAUGAAGGCUUCAUACUCAAGUUAGUGUCCUGUUGUUGAACAAUGACAUCAAUGGAUCCUACUAUCUACCCCAUAACUGUUACCCAUUUUCUAUGGAGCUUUAGCAAUUCAAGGAAUAUUACUUUCAAAACAUUUUAAAUUCCUUUUUAUAAUUUAUUUAAAAUAUUGUGGUGGAACAAUUGGAUUCCAGCAUUUUUUCAUUUUUUUUCUGUGGUUGGUCUCUUACAUAUAAUUUUUUUUUUCCAAAAGUGGGGGAAAAUGGUGUUGACUUUAUCUGCGGCAUCUAUUGUUUUGGUGAUAGGAAUUUUUUUAAGACACUUGAUAAGCAUUGCCACUUUUGACGUCUAACUUAAUCUGAAGCUUUGAAUAUUGUAACAUCCUUAGCUCUCUACUCUUAAAAAUUCUCUGCUUCUUGCCAAGAACUUUUAGCUGACUGUUGCCACUGUAGUGGGCUUAGUUCAAACCAAGCUUCCUUGUAACUUGAUUGCUUUGAAAAUCUUCUCCCAAAGGAGAAGUCCCAGACUAUUUUCCAGAAGCUUGGUGUUACGAUCACUUAGCAGUUGUAUUGAAGCAACUGGAGCUACAGUGUGCAUCUAAAGAACUGGCCAGACAGUAACUAAAUCUACUAAACCGUUUUUGUAGUUGGUGCCAUGUAGGAGUUGUUUCCAGUUUUUUCUUUUUUUUUUUAAUCUUACUCUUAAUUCAGUGAACCUGUACAGAAUACCAAGCACAAGUUGAAAGGAAAGAAAAUUGUUACUUGUUGGCUAUUUCAUUUUUGUUAAUUUACUGAAUCUCAAUAUAUCUUAAAAUUAUUGAGAUUUUGUUGUUUUCACAUAUAUAUAUAUAUAUAUAUAUACAUAUAUAUGUAUGUGUGUGUAUAUAUAUAUAUAUCAUGUAUUAUAUAUAUAUAUUUUUUUUUAAAACUGAACUCUCAACUUGCUGCUGUAAUGCUGCACCAUUUUUUAGUGCUUGUGAUCCUGCAAAUGUAUUAACAGUUGAAGGUAAAUAAAGAGUUUGAACUUUUUGCUUGUCUGUGCAGCUUUACUGAAUCUUUUCUAGUGGAAAACCUGGGUCAAAUACAUCGUCCAGCUUUUGCUAGUGGUGUGUCCUCUUCAAACCCUUCCCUCCCCAUCCCCACCUUUUUCACCUUCCCUAGCAGGCUACAAGUUGGUCUCUCUAGCUGUUUUAGUGAGACAUUAAGGCAGCUACUGUUUUCUCCUUGGCUACUCUGGCAGCCCAAUACUGCUACAGCUUUGUUCCACUGGCUUGAGGUUUAACCUAAUGUGUUAUCUCUCUCUCUCUCUCUUCCUUUCAUGGCCUUUGAGCUCUGGUCAGCUGCUUACAGAUGUUCAAUUGCCUGAAUUGGCCUCAACUCUUGCUGUUCACCUUUCAAAAUUGCUCUAUUUGUCCAGCUUCACUUCUACAUCACCAUUUUCUUUUUCUUUCUUUUUUUUUUCUUUUUAGAUCUGUAAGUAUCAAAAUACUUACAUUUCCGAAAUUCUUGCCUAGUUUUAUCCAUUUUUAAUUCCAUUCAAUAUGCAGGUAUUAAAUGUUUCUAGCAUUUUGAAUUUUUCUACCAUCUAGCAUGUCAACAGCUAAAGAGUCUCCCUUGGCCGCCCUCCCCAAUUAGAUUAUUCCUUGCAGACAUAGGCAAAGACCGAAACUGGAGGGGCAGGUACUGGGACUCUGACGUUUCUCCUACGUUGUAAGAAUGGAAUCGGUAGUAUGUGUGAAUGUAUGCAAGGCUCACCCUGCCAAAAAUAUGCUCGGUUAUAUCUUUGUAGUUCUUAAGAGUUUGAGUUUUUCAAACUCUUGUCAUAGACAGGGUUGAUUGGAUGCUGUUAGCCUGCUCCAAAUCACUGCUUUACUGCAGGGUAUUUCGUUUGUUUUCCAUUUUUAUUUUUACAUUUUUUAGUUUUUUUUUCUUUUUAAAUUUUUUUAUUACUCCAGUGCCCAAUGGAAGUAUUAGUUUGUUGCUCUCAACCUUACUUUGCUCCUUCUCUAGUAACCUUUCAUAGGAAAUAGUUUGUCAAGAAAAAAAAAAUCAGCUGAUAACACUGAUAAUAAUAACAUUUAACAAUAUUAGUUGACCCAACUUUUUCAAUGUUUUGAAAUUUUUAUAUAUGUGUAUAUAAUAUAUAUCAAAUAAAAUUUGACAUUUGAAAACAAA
This is a messenger RNA of Octopus sinensis (East Asian common octopus), 7731 nucleotides long. RefSeq names its product sodium/potassium-transporting ATPase subunit alpha-B. Gene Ontology annotation, molecular function: ATP hydrolysis activity; ATP binding; P-type sodium:potassium-exchanging transporter activity. NCBI's taxonomy places the organism in Eukaryota, Metazoa, Mollusca, Cephalopoda, Octopoda, Octopodidae. The transcript is spliced from 20 exons. The record is from RefSeq and is a predicted model, not a curated record. Gene Ontology annotation, cellular component: membrane. Bases 127 to 3216 code for a protein of 1029 amino acids. Gene Ontology annotation, biological process: proton transmembrane transport; potassium ion import across plasma membrane; sodium ion export across plasma membrane.